AAUAAAAGAUUGCCCUAUAAAAACCCUUUGUUCGUGACCAAAUCUCUUCUAAUACAUCAAAGUUGUGAUUCGUAAGUAAUGCUCUUCUCUUUAAUAAUCUCUUCCUUUGUAUUUUGUGCUAUUCACCUACAUAUUCUCUCUUCUGGAACUUUUUAUGACUUCAUUAGUUGUUUAAUUGAUUAGCUUCCGUCAGCGAUUGCCCUAAUUUUAUUUACUUGAGCUUUACGGAAGCUAGGGUUUAUCUAGGGCUUAGGAUUGCUUUAUAUUUAAAACGCUUUGAUUGUUUACUUCUGCAGUUUCGGUUAAAAAAAAAAGAAGGAAUGAGUUCGAUGAUAUUCUCCACAGUCCGUGGAAUAGGAUCGUUCUUAAAAUCCAAAACUUACGAUCAACCAAUAGAUGUAGCCGCCAAGGGCGACACAAAGGUAUUAUCAGUGUCCUGGAACCAGGACUGGAGCGGUUUCAGUGUCGGAACAGAACGUGGCUUCAAUGUAUACAGCUGCAACCCAAUCAAAGAAAGCAUCAGCCGCGAAACACACAAAUCCGGCUUCAAAAUCGUGGAGAUGCUCUUCCUCUCAAAUCUCUUCGCUCUUGUCGGCAACGGUUACAGCAACUCGGAGUAUCCUCCUAACAAAGUCUUCAUCUGGAAUGAUCAUACGAACAGCUGUUUCUGCGAGCUCGGUUUUAAAUCACAAGUUGUGGCGGUGAAACUGAGGAGAAAACACAUUGUGGUUGUCCUAGAAAGAAGUGUCUAUGUCUACAAUUUCACUAACCUCAAGGUUCAGUCUAUUAUCGAAACCGUUGAGAAUCCAAGAGGGCUCUGUUGCGUCUCUCAAGCUGAGGCGAAAGCAGUCAUGGCUUGCCCCGGGUUGCACCCGGGGCAAGUCCAGGUCCGUGACUUGAAAAGGAAUAUAGUCAAAGUCAUCAAAGCUCAUGAUUCUGAUAUUGCUUGCAUGAGUUUGACUCUUGAUGGAAGUUUGCUAGCUACUGCUAGCACCAAAGGAACACUGAUCAGGAUCUUUAACUCCCUUGAUGGUACUCUCUUACAAGAGUUUCGGAGAGGGAUGGAGAGAGCAGAGAUCUAUAGCGUUGCAAUCUCUUCUAAUAUGAAAUGGGUGGCUGCGUCAAGUGAGAAAGGGACUCUCCAUGUGUUUCAUCUGAGACCUGACAUUCUUAGUUCACCAAAAGACAUCGAUCACGCUUCAUCAUUGUCGUUAAUAAGAGGGAUAUUGCCAAUGUAUUCUUAUGGCAAUGAACGGUCGUUUGCUCAAUUCUCGUUACCGGUUUCCACCAAGUUCAUUGUAGGUUUUGGACCAGAGAACACAGUUCUACUUGUAGGCAUGGAUGGAAGUUUCCGAAGAUGCAGGUUUGAUGGAGAAGGAGGGCAGAUGGUGGAGAUGGAACACAAACACUUCUUCUCAUUAACACAAACAGAGGAGGCAGUGGUUGUGAUAUGACCAACACAACACAUUUGUAUUCUUGUCUUCUUUUUUUACUUCUAAAUUUUGUGAUUUUGAUCUUACGAAUUAUAAAUGUUUUUGCUUAGAAAUAGACUGUACUAUAUAGCCUUAGACGAGAGCAAGUUGAAGUUAUCAACUUACCAUGUUGGUUACAGUCA
Molecule: messenger RNA, 1615 nt
Organism: Brassica napus (rape)
Lineage: Eukaryota; Viridiplantae; Streptophyta; Magnoliopsida; Brassicales; Brassicaceae
Product: autophagy-related protein 18e
Exons: 4
Coding region: 321-1454 (377 amino acids)
Biological process (GO): protein lipidation; protein localization to phagophore assembly site; autophagy of mitochondrion
Cellular component (GO): cytosol; phagophore assembly site membrane; extrinsic component of membrane
Molecular function (GO): protein binding; phosphatidylinositol-3,5-bisphosphate binding; phosphatidylinositol-3-phosphate binding
Source: RefSeq, a predicted model, not a curated record